CGGGGAUAGUGGACACAGGUGAGAGCCGACCAUAGGGCUCCAGUGAUGGGAGGACGGAGCCCGCCCAUUGUCCUCCGCAGUGUCCGGGGACCUGUCCCUUCCUCUCUCCGGGGUGGGUCCGACCACACUGUCAGCAUUGUCUGGGCUCCCCCCACCCCCGUCCUGUGCUUUCUCUGCCUCACUCCGGACUAUGUGGCAGGGGAAAGCCUCUGCUAUGCCUGAGCCGGGGGACAACCCGGGGGCCCAGCCUAACUCCUGGGGCCACACAGCACUGCUCACUGCCGACAGCGACUCGCUCACUCUACAAGAAAUGGUCAAUGCAUGGUUUGCUGAAAGGGUCCAUACAAUACCAGCAUCAAAAGAAGGAGGCAAAAGCAAUACAGAACAUAACCAGCAGGCCACUUCUUCUGAACUCACCAACCAAGCGGCACCGGUAAGAAAGAUUUCAGCUUCGGAGUUUGACCGGCCUCUUAGGCCCAUCGUGGUUAAAGAUUCUGAGGGAACGCUGACCUUUCUCGCCGAUUCAGAAAAGAAGGAACAGAUGCCUCUGCAAACCCCCAUUAUAUCGACUGCAAGCGAUCAGUGCGCAAGGCUUUUGGAACUAGUGAAAGAUAUAUCAAGUCACUUAGACGUUACUGCCCUUUGUCAUAAGAUUUUUUUACACAUUAAUGAACUUCUAUCUGCCGACCGAUACUCCCUUUUCUUAGUGUGCGAGGAUAGUUCCAACGAGAAGUUUCUGGUCAGCAGACUUUUUGAUGUAGCUGAAGGCACAACACUGGAGGAGGCUUCAAAUAACUGCAUUCGUCUGGAGUGGAGUAAGGGCAUUGUAGGCUACGUUGCAGAGUAUGGACAGCCUUUGAACAUAAAAGAUGCAUAUAAGGAUUCCAGAUUCAAUGCGGAAGUCGACCAAAUUACUGGGUACAAAACACAAAGUAUUCUUUGUAUGCCAAUAAAGAACCACAGAGAAGAGGUGGUUGGGGUGGCACAAGCAAUCAAUAAGAAAUCUGGAAAUAAUGGCACAUUUACUGAGCAAGAUGAGAAGGACUUUUCUUCUUACCUGGCAUUCUGUGGCAUUGUACUGCACAACGCACAGCUGUAUGAGACUUCGCUGCUAGAGAACAGGCGGAAUCAGGUGCUCCUUGAUCUUGCCACCUUAAUCUUUGAGGAGCAGCAAUCACUGGAAGUUAUUUUAAAGAAGAUAGCAGCCACAAUUUUGUCGUUCAUGCAAGCUCAGAGAUGUACAAUCUUCAUUGUGGAUGAAGACUGCCCUGAUACUUUUUCCAGUGUAUUUCACAUGGAGUCUGAUGAAUUAGAAGAAGCUGCAGAUUCCAUAAAAAGGGAAUAUGCUGUAAACCAAAUAAAUUACAUGUAUGCCCAGUACGUGGCAAAUACCAUGGAACCACUGAACAUACCCAAUGUGUGCAAAGACAAGAGGUUUUGUUGGACAAACGAAAAUGAAGAAAAUAACAGCAAGAACAUUCAGAGUCUACUGUGUACGCCUAUCAAGAAUGGAAAGAAGAAUAAAGUUAUAGGAGUUUGCCAACUUGUAAACAAGGUAGAAGAAAGUUCUGGCAAAAUCAAGACCUUCAACAGAAAUGAUGAGCAAUUUUUGGAAGCCUUUGCAAUUUUCUGUGGCUUGGGGAUCCAGAACACCCAGAUGUAUGAAGUUGUGGACCGAGCAAUGGCCAAACAGAUGGUGACAUUAGAGAUUCUUUCAUAUCAUGCAUCUGCUGCUGAAGAGGAAACCAUGGAGCUGCAGGUAACAGCGGGAGCUGUCGUGCCAUCUGCACAAUCACUUAAAUUAACGGACUUCUACUUCAGUGACUUUGAGCUCUCUGACAUAGAAACCACAUUAGCCACAAGUCGAAUGUUCACAGACCUCAACCUUGUGCAGACUUUCCAAAUGAAAUACGAGACUCUCUGCAAAUGGAUUUUAAGUGUAAAGAAAAACUAUAGGAAGAAUGUAGCCUAUCACAACUGGAGACAUGCCUUCAAUACAGCACAAUGUAUGUUCGCUGCACUGAAGACUGGCAGGAUUCAGAGUAAACUAACUGAUCUGGAGAUUUUAUCUUUGAUGAUUGCCACAUUGAGCCAUGAUUUGGAUCACAGAGGGGUCAACAACUCCUUUAUACAGAGGAGUGAACAUCCAUUAGCACAACUCUACUGUCAUUCUAUCAUGGAGAACCACCACUUUGACCAGUGCCUCAUGAUACUGAAUAGCCAGGGUAACCAGAUUCUGAGUGGGCUCUCUGUUCAGGAUUACAAGGCUGCACUGAAGAUGAUAAAGCAGGCAAUCCUUGCUACAGAUUUGGCACUUUAUAUAAAGAGGAGAGGUGAUUUCUUUGAACUUAUAAAAAGAAAGCAAUUCAGGCUUGAUGAUCCAACACAAAAAGAAUUGUUUGUGGCAAUGUUGAUGACUGCUUGUGAUCUGUCUGCAAUAACAAAACCCUGGCCAGUUCAACAGCGGAUAGCAGAACUUGUCGCUACAGAAUUUUAUGACCAAGGGGAUAAAGAGAGGAGAGAACUGAAUAUAGAACCAAUUGAUCUCAUGAACAGAGAGAAGAAAGACAAAAUACCCAGCAUGCAGGUUGGAUUUAUUGACGCAAUCUGCUUAGAGCUAUAUGAGGCCUUAACGCAGGUUUCUGAGUCAUGUUACCCCCUACUUGAGGGCUGCCUGAGGAACAAGCAAAAGUGGCAAGUUUUGGCAGAGCAGCAAGAGAAUGGUCUGAUGAACGGAGAUGGCAGUCAGUCUAAACUGAACUGUGACAUUGACUAAGCAACACCAACAGCAGCUCUCUACUUUUGUGGUACAAAUUAGUAUUACACUGUUUGAAAUAUGAAAAUGUAUUUUGCCACUGUUAUAUUUAUUAAUUUCACAUUUUCGUUUAAGGAAAUAAUAAGCAAAUGUAAAUGAAAUUACAUUGUAACGUUUUCUACAGAAGCAAUAUAUUUUCAGAUGUAUAUAAGGUUACAUCCACAAUUUGGAGGUCCUUGGGGGUGUCACUGUAUUGCCCCUUUGGAAUCAGUGCCUUAAUGCAUGAAUGGGUGCCAUUUUAUCUAAACAAGUCAGCUUUGGUGACCAGCACAUUACUCUUUCAAUAACACAGCACAAUAUGAAGUAUGUCUAACAUCGCACUGGCUGGUUCAUGUAAAGACUGAUAACUUUCACAGUUAUAUAUCUAAAAAAUGUACUAAGAAAAACAUGUAGAGGCACACAAAUGGUUUGUAGUACACCAGUGUGAAGGCAGGGGGAUUACAGUUUAGGCCGCCUGGAUGCAGCUGUAUCCCUUGUUCUUUCAUAAAGAGUUUUUUUUUAUAUAAAUGCGUGCCCCUGGCAAAUUUUCUUUUCUUUUACGCAAGUGACUUACUGCUAAAAAUCUUAUAAGAGGUACGCCUGUCUCUUACUUGCCUGAUAUGGUUUAUAAUAGAGCAUACAAGGAACGGAUAUAGAAACAAAUUACGCUAAUGAACUGAUUGAAGUUUACUGAAGAAAACAUUUGGAGGUUUACUUUAAUUUCCUGGCCUAAAAUGGAUGGAAUAUAAUUGGUUGCCAUGUGCAAAAUUGUUUUCUUUACUCCAGUCAAAUUAGUGCUGAUAUGUUGCCAGUUUUGAUAUAAAGACACUAAGCACCACUGAAAAAUUGUACUGUUUGACCUCCACGAUAUGUUAUAUCUAGACUUUAGUGGUGGUGCUUCUUCAGUAGCAAGAUGUAGUCAUGUGUUUUUUGAAUAAAGCCCAAGACAAGAUGGUGUAAAUCCAUAACUGUAAAAAUUGCAAGAUUUUAAAAUAUUUGUUUUUGCCCAUCUUAUUGUCAGGUGGUUUGAGGACAGCAAAUAGUCUAAAGACUUAUGGUUGUGUUAUAUUGAGCAACAGUGGAAUGUCUGGUCAUGAUAAAUUCUUAGAAUAUAUGAAAUUUCUACUCAAUGAUUAUAACCAGGCCAUCUAUCAGUUUAAAGCAUCAUAUUGAUAGUCUUUCAUUGAUGCACACACUCCCGCUAUCUCCCAGAGUUCAAGUACAGGCUGAAGGGGAGCAGUCCCUGCUCCAACUGUAUAUUGAAUGAAAAGCAAAAUAGUCGCACUCUGAUGUACAAAAGAUUAAGGUUUAUCCCAACAUUGACCACAGCAAGAGUUUUCACCCGGAGACCCAAUACCAAAACAAAUAUCAAUUGUUUUUUUAAGUAAAUUUUAAAGGGAAUCUAUAGUGGCUAUCUGUUUUCUUUCAUUCUUUGUUAUGGUUUGGAAUAUUUUUUUAACAAAAAGGUCUCUUCUUUAUUUUGAGUCUGUUGAAUAUAAAAUAUUGUUAAUAUUUUAUAGUUCCCUUUUGAGUCAGCAGGUGGAGAUUCAUUGUACUUUUCACAUCCUUUUCAGACUACUUAGCAUCUGUAAAAAAAAAAAUCCUUUUGUUUAGCAUAGGCUGAAAUUUACAGGAGUCUGAAGAGCCAUUCCUUACCAAAUGACUUCAUCCCAGGUUUCAAUCAGAUAAAGCCACAGCUUGGUACCCAAUGCUGUUGUUAUUCUAAUAACCCAUAGUUGUCUGGGAGUCCCUAGUAUUAAAUAUUUAUUUAUUUAACGUUGAUUGUCUAUAAAAAAAA
Molecule: messenger RNA, 4592 nt
Organism: Rana temporaria (common frog)
Lineage: Eukaryota; Metazoa; Chordata; Amphibia; Anura; Ranidae
Gene: PDE5A
Product: phosphodiesterase 5A
Exons: 21
Coding region: 191-2776 (861 amino acids)
Biological process (GO): signal transduction
Molecular function (GO): 3',5'-cyclic-GMP phosphodiesterase activity; protein binding
Source: RefSeq, a predicted model, not a curated record